Messenger RNA from Chaetomium strumarium, 4943 nucleotides. RefSeq lists its product as uncharacterized. The transcript has 4 exons. The record is from RefSeq and is a predicted model, not a curated record. Gene Ontology annotation, molecular function: protein binding. NCBI's taxonomy places the organism in Eukaryota, Fungi, Ascomycota, Sordariomycetes, Sordariales, Chaetomiaceae. The coding region runs from base 218 to 4651 and encodes 1477 amino acids.
GGCAUUCCUACGCUUUCCGUGUCGCUCGCUCUGCACCAGCCCGUCAACCGUGUCACCGGCUGCUGCACGAUCCCGUCCUCCCCCGACGCUCAUUCGGUCAAUCGAGAGACGUGCACCCCUCGAGACGCAGGUCAACCAAUCCAUCUGAGUUCGCGACGACUCUUUGCCGACAAUCCCUGCCGCGCGCUAGCCUAGCGACCGAUCUGAAUCAUUCGCCAUGGCCUUUCUUUUCAAGUCGAAGAAGCACCAGGACCGAGGGCUCACGAGCCGAGAUGGAUCCCAAGGCCCCGGGGCGGCGAUGGGCGGCGCGACAACGCGCGUGAGGGAAGAGAAGGGAGCGCGCUCCACGCCGACCGGUAGUCUUGGCUCGAUAGACAACGACGGCAGCAUGGGCAGCCCAGACCAGCCGUACGCUCGCCAACGAGGCCAGAGCCUGGAUCAGCAGCAGCAGGCUGCUUCGCCAAUGCAGCAACAUCCCGGCGAAUUACCACUUCGCAACGGCGGCCCACCGCAGUUGGCGACCAACCCAAACGCUUCGCUUUAUCCCUGGUCGCAGCAGAGGUUGACUUACACGUCGUCACACCCGAGUCCAUUCCCUCGCUAUGGCGCCGCCGUCAAUUCAGUCUCGUCUAAGGAGGGCGAUAUCUACGUGAUGGGCGGGCUAAUAAACAGCUCAACCGUCAAGGGUGACUUGUGGCUAAUCGAGGCCGGGGCCAACAUGGCCUGCUACCCGUUGGCGACCACCGCCGAGGGGCCAGGGCCAAGAGUCGGGCAUGCGAGCUUGCUGGUCGGCAACGCGUUCAUCGUGUUCGGCGGAGAUACGAAGAUCGAGGAAACCGAUGUUCUGGACGAGACGCUAUAUUUGUUGAAUACAUCGACUAGACAGUGGUCAAGGGCGUUGCCUGCAGGGCCUCGGCCUACUGGUAGAUACGGGCAUUCCUUGAACAUCCUUGGCUCCAAGAUCUACAUCUUUGGUGGCCAGGUGGAGGGUUACUUUAUGAAUGACCUAUCCGCCUUUGACCUCAACCAGUUGCAAAUACCCAACAAUCGCUGGGAGAUGCUCAUCCCCAGCAGCGACAGCGGAACUCCCCCCCAAGGCAAAAUCCCACCGGCCCGGACAAAUCACUCCAUGGUUACCUUCAACGACAAGCUCUACCUGUUUGGCGGUACGAACGGAUUCCAAUGGUUCAACGAUGUCUGGUGUUACGAUCCCAUGACAAAUCUCUGGGCCCAAUUGGAUUGCAUAGGCUACAUUCCGUCUCCGCGGGAAGGCCAUGCCGCGGCACUAGUUGACGAUGUCAUGUACAUCUUUGGAGGCCGAACGGAGGAUGGGGCGGACCUGGGCGAUUUGGCGGCGUUCAGGAUCACCUCCCGUCGGUGGUAUACCUUCCAAAACAUGGGACCAUCACCGUCGCCUCGAUCCGGGCACAGUAUGACUGCUGUUGGAAAGAAGAUCGUGGUUGUAGGAGGAGAGCCAAGCUCUGCCGCUACCGCUGUGAACGACUUGGCACUCGUCUACUGCUUGGAUACUACGAAAAUCCGAUAUCCGAAUGACUCCAGCGCCAACGCGCCGAGGACCAGGCGGCCCAGCGAUCUCACGACACAGAAUGUGCCCCGUAACGCACCUUCCCGAGAGGGCUCAAAUGGCCCGCCUGAGGCUAGAAGACAGAUCGGAGCGGCCGGACCAAACGGGUUUAGGUCCCCAACCAGCGAAUCAAGUCCGCAAAAUCUUCAGCCUACUGGCUCUUCUAGACUGCCGAGGUCUACGGGACCAACUGCACCCCUCGGGCCGCCUCCUCAAGGGAAUCCCCCAAAGCCAGGGCUAGGAGCUCCUCCUCCCCGGCAAAGAGCCCAAUCCCUGGAACGGCAGGAGCAAUCCCCUACAUCCCCGGUGACGUCGCCCAUUCCACAGCAAGUGGCAGUGCUGAAGGCGGGCGACGGCUCCGCCGUCAAUGGGAGACGUACCCCUACACAAAACCCUCCGCGGUCGUCCUCCAGGCAAGCGGAGUUCCAGGCUAUUGACUCGACGAAGCCAAAGUCGGCCAAGCAGGGACGCAGCCAAGGGUCCGUGGACAGCUCAACUGAGCCGGCUCUCAAGCAGGUUGUGACUCGACCGUCCUCUCCUCCACCACCCACUCGUCAAGCCAGCAACCCGCUAUCGCGGAGGUCAUCGACCCGGAACUCGCAGACGGUUGCCCUGCUGAAGGAGCUGGAUGCCGCGAGGAAUCGUAAUGCAUGGUAUGCAUCUGAGUUGGAGUUGGCGCGGAAGGCCGGCUACGUACCGAAUACUGCUCUCAGCCCAGUCCUCGACGGCCGAGCCAUGGAUACGUUCGAUGACGAGGAUAAACCACUCAUCGAGGCACUGCUGGCCAUGCGGACAGAGCUGGCCAAUGUUCAAGCCUCCGUAGACAAGCAGGCCGUCCUGGCAGCUAGGCAGAUCGCGGAGGCCGAGAGGCAACGAGAUGCCGCCAUUCAGGAGGCAGUUUAUGCCAAGGCAAAACUAGCAGCAAGGGCUGGCUGUAGUGCUAACAGCACCCCGCGCCUCGAUAGCGAGAAGGAUCCCGAUGACCGAGCUGGCGAGAUAAGCAGGAAGCUUGCUUAUGCGUUGAACACGCAGAAGGAGCUCCAGGGCCAGUUGGAUCGCCUCGGUGUCGAGUAUGAGGCUGAAAAGAAAGCACGAAAACUAGCGGACGAAACCGUCACCGCGGCGCAAAAGAGGAUGACGGAGCUUGAGAGUUACAAACAGCAGAACGCAUCCGAACUCGAGCGGUUAAAGGCAGAGUUGCACAUGGCACAGCGCGAGGCGCGGGAGCAGUCAGUCGCCGCCGCUGAAGCUCUAGCAGCAAUGCAAAAAUUGCGUGUCGAAAAGGAGGAGCUGGAAGAGAAGUACGAUGAGGCUGUGGGAAGCUCCAAGGAUCAUGUCGAGACCUUCGAGACCCUGCGUGGUGCGGUUACGGCUUCUGCGGAGACCAAGGCUCUAUUGGAGCGGAAAUUGGACGAGGAGCGGGCCCUCAGAGAGGCGGUCGAAUCUAAGCUCAACAAGUUGAAAGCGGAACACGAAGCAAGAACCGCUGAGCUUGUCGCGACUACGCAACGAUUACGGGAUGUCGAGGAGCUGGCCGAGCAGCAUGCCAACGAAGCCCGGGUGCAUCGCGAAGCUGUGAUAGCCGGUCUCGAGAAGAUCUCGAUGAAGGAUCCGGCGAAAUCGGAAAAGGAAAGCAGUGAACGACUCCGCACUCUCCAGGGGCAGAUAGACUCGGCCAAUGCCCUGGUCAGGAAGUAUCAGCAAGAGGCGGACAGCGCAGCAGACAGGUUACGGGGUGCCGAGGAGCGAAUCGCAGGUUUGGAGGCUUACCAGGAACAGGCAAGUCGCGAAGGUGUCUCGAUUCGGCGGCAGCUGCAAAGCGCUCUUAGGGAGACGCAAUCUUUGCAGGCCACAAACUCGGAGCUCAAGCAGCAACUUGCUAAGCAACAAUUGGAGACGAAUGCCAUGCUUGUGCAGUACAACGCUCUAAAAGAUAUCCUCGGGGAGCGGGGCAUCUCGCCCACCACAGCCGUGCGGAUGCGCGGCAGCCCUCGCGAAGGGUCUCCGGAGCAAAUGCGUCUCCGCGAGCUCGAGCAACAGCUCGGCGCCGCGCAAGCCGCCCUGGAAGAGACAAGGGCGCAAGCUGCAGCCCAAGCACAAGAGUCAGAGUCGACGUACCGUGACAAGCUUGCGCAGCUCGAGAACGACUAUCAGUCGGCUGUGCACUACGUCAAGGGUACCGAGAAGAUGCUGAGGCAGCUCAAGGAGCAGCUUUCGCGCUACAAGACCGAGAACGGCCGGCUAAAGGAGCAAGUCGCUGAGUUGGAGGAGAAGCUCAAGACUGGGGAGUCGACGUCGAGGAGCUCGCAGUCCCCCGCGGACUGGGAGACUCAACAGAAGGCGCUGCAAAAUGAGAUCAGUCGGCUUGAGACCGAGCUCAAAGACACGGCCUCCAAGCUUGAGCAGCAAGUCGAGGCGAUGCGGCUGGAGUUGGCCAAGGUGAAGCGGGAGCGUGACGCCGCGGCCCAAAGCAUCGAAGAAGCACAGCAACGCCUAGACAUUAUCAAACGGGAGAUGGAGCAGCUCCAGCACGAGAACGCCUUGCUUGAGCGCCGCGCCCAGGAUGCCGAGCACAAAGUCAGCGCGCUCCUGGACCAGGUCGAACUCUCGGUCGACAACUACCGCCGACGCAGUAGACAGGUGCCGAGCCUGAACUCGGAGUCGACCGGUGUGGCCGCUUCCGGAGCCGCCGGCGCCACCAACGGCGGCAGCGCUAGUCAAUCCAACCACCGCAUGCCGGGCCACAUGCGCCAAGAAUCCGCGACCAGCGAAGCCGACAGUCUGUAUAGCCCACCUGUCGGUGUCGGGAUUGGUGGUGGGCUGGGACCCGAGGCGAGGAACAGUACGGCUCUGGAUCACCUCGCAAACGAGCUGGAGACGCUGCGGAGCCAUUGGGAGGCUACGAACAAGAAUUAUCGGCUGAGCAACGCUUUCGACUUUGACGUCAAUCAGGCCGGGUCGUCAUCGAAGGAUGAACCGGUGAGCUUAGGGUUGAGUGAGAGCCUGGCGGAUUGGAGGAAGAGGCUAGAUGACAGCCAUCCGGACAGCCCGGGCAGCGCGAAGUAGUGGUGGAUGGGACUGGUGGAACGGGAUUUUGUAUACGGCAUGAUAUUGGAAGAAGGGAGUUGCGCGGAUGUGUACUACUAAUCUUCUGCUUUUUCUUUUCCCGGCGGGAGACGGGGGAGGGGGGCUUUUCUUUUCGUUUCUCACUGGCGGCGCCAUGGCAUAUUCCCUUUUUUUUUUCUCCCUUGUCACUGACUGAGCCUUAGAGGCCAUCAUUUGUUUCAACCCUGUCCUGUCUCAAGUGCAGUGUUACAAUUUUCUGUCUCCAUUCUGUUUUCGUCCUUCAUGAUCUAGC